AUGAAUUCCUCGAUGUUGCUAGUCGCUCUGAUGCUCGUGUCGCUGCUGCUGCUGCUCAACACGCCGAUGGCUGAGUCCACGAUCGUUUUCUUUGCCUGCCUAUAUAACUUGAGCAUUUGUCCUUUCCGCACGACGACUGUAACGACAGUAUCUACUUCAUAA
Drosophila hydei is the source of this 162-nucleotide messenger RNA. RefSeq lists its product as uncharacterized. The record is from RefSeq and is a predicted model, not a curated record. The coding region runs from base 1 to 162 and encodes 53 amino acids. The transcript has a single exon. Lineage: Eukaryota; Metazoa; Arthropoda; Insecta; Diptera; Drosophilidae.